Molecule: messenger RNA, 612 nt
Organism: Monoraphidium neglectum
Lineage: Eukaryota; Viridiplantae; Chlorophyta; Chlorophyceae; Sphaeropleales; Selenastraceae
Exons: 1
Source: RefSeq, a predicted model, not a curated record
AUGGCGCGUCCUCGCCUGCCAGCAGGCGUUGCCGCCCUGGCGGCGCUCCUGGUGCUCCUGCUCAGUGCACCGGCAGCUACUGGUGCUGCUGAGCGUUCGUCGAACGACGCCGCCGGCCGCGAGCUUCUGCAGCUCCUUGGCGGACUCACUGGAACACUUAGUGGCACUGUAGGGGCAGUCACAGGCGGCGUCGGCGGCAUUGUCGACACAGUGUUGGGCGGCACCACCACAAAUGCGACCACUACUCUCCUCAACAAUGUCACCAACACGGUCGGCGGCGUUGUUGGGAGCCUCACCGGCACCAACAACACGCUAGCGCCUGUCACCAACUUGACCACCGCUGUGGGCGGCGUGGUCGAUGGUUUGCUUGGCACCGUGGGGGACAUCAUUGGCGGUACUGGCCUCACAAACCUGACCAGCGGCCUUGUCAACACUGUCAACAGCACGGUGGGCGGCCUCACCAAUGGCACCCUCAGCAACCCCACGGGCGUUGUUGGUGGCUUGGUCAACACCAUCAACAGCACAGUAGGCGGCUUGGUCAACACCGUCAACAGCACAGUAGGCGGCUUGGUCAACACCCUCAACAGCACAGUAGGCGGCUUGGUCAACACC